Molecule: messenger RNA, 1113 nt
Organism: Paramecium sonneborni
Lineage: Eukaryota; Ciliophora; Oligohymenophorea; Peniculida; Parameciidae
Source: the annotation of a GenBank genome assembly
AUAUCUUAUGGGCACUACAUAAUCUGGUAUUUAAAUUGCAGUUGAUAAAUUUUACUACACAAAUGAAUUAUUAUCUGGUAUAAAUUGAAUCAAUUUAUAGGUAAAAUUCUAAUUGAAAAAUCUAAAAUCAAAAGCAUUCUAACUAUAACUGUACGUUUUAUUGGUUAAGUCUCUUUAUGGAUUGAAGGCGAUUAAGUUAAAAGAGAAUUUUGUAUCUACGAAAGUACUUUUAAUCAAAAUGAUCUUCAUCCUAUAGAAAAUAAGGCUGGAGUUGUUGAAUUUGAGUUAUUGCUUUCAAAUAAACUUCCACCCUCUGUAUAUUACUAGUAAUAUAAAUCAAGAGGAGGUUUAUAAUAUACAUUAGAAGUUGAAUUCAAUUCUGAUAGUUUUUUCGAAUUAGAAAUAAUUAGAAAAGAGAUUGAAAUUCGAUAAUAAAUGCCAAAAGUUUAGGAAUUUAGUAUUGUCAAAGAAUUAAGUCUAGAAACUAUCUUUAGUAAUUAUGGAGUAUUAAUGAUAACUUAAAUAAUAGACCCUAAGCAUGGAUGUUAAAGUGAAUGAGUAAUAAUUUCAUAUAGGAUAAACUGCUGAAGUUACAGUUUUUGCUGACAAUACUCUUGGUUAAGUGGACAUUGAUUAUAUUACAGUUGAACACAUAUAAGAAAUCUCAAUCAUGCCAGGUCAUUUCUGGAUUUCAGAAGUUUAAUCUAUCAAUUCAUAAGCUAUAAUAGGUGUUAAAGCUUUUCAAAAAUAUCAAAGUCCUAUUAAAGUAUUUUUAACUAUAAAUGAUCCAAACUGUAAGCUUAAACCCAAUUUACAACUUGGUUUUUUGAAAAUUUAGAAUUUUAUACGGAUAACAACACCUUUCAGUAUAUUUUAAAGGGACACUAAAUUUCCACAAAUACCAAUUGAGAUUUGUAAAUUAGAAAGUAAAUGCAUGUAUUAGGAACUAGAAAUGAUUGCUUAGGUCAAAUUGCCUUAAGUAAACAAAUUUAAUUAAUUUAGAAAUUAAUGUUACAACCAGUCCUAUUAAAAUUGGAUGAUUUAGAUGAGGAUUUCAUCUAAUUUAAGAUUAUAAGAGAGAUCAAAAAUUAAGUAAAUCACAUUCACAAAUGA